Molecule: messenger RNA, 2979 nt
Organism: Cladophialophora yegresii CBS 114405
Lineage: Eukaryota; Fungi; Ascomycota; Eurotiomycetes; Chaetothyriales; Herpotrichiellaceae
Exons: 3
Coding region: 1-2979 (992 amino acids)
Molecular function (GO): protein binding
Source: RefSeq, a predicted model, not a curated record
AUGCGCCUUUUAAAGAUUGACGGUGCGGGUGGACUCAGCCUGACCGAAGACCUCCAAGACAACCUUCCCGCCUACGCCAUCCUCUCUCACACCUGGGGAGACGAUAAAGACGAGGUCAAUUUUGACGACCUCAGAAGUGAAUCAUGGAAGAAAAAGGCUGGGGCCGCUAAGAUCCGGUUCUGUGGCGAACAAGCGAAAAAGGAUAAUAUGGCACACUUCUGGGUGGAUACAUGCUGCAUUAAUAAAGCCAAUUCCACUGAAUACUCCGAGGCUAUCAACUCGAUGUUUCGCUGGUAUCGCAAUGCGGAUAAAUGCUACGUCUUUCUACUAGACGUCUCGAUUUACAGCCGAGACGCGAACUCUCGCCAGACGUGGGAGCAAGCCUUCCGCGAUAGCAGGUGGUUUACACGCGGCUGGACCCUACAAGAGCUUCUGGCGCCCGCGUCGGUCGAGUUCUUCUCGCGAGAAGAACAGCGCCUGGGUGAUAAGAAGGCGCUCGAACAGCUAAUCCACGAGAUUACGGAUAUUCCGACCGCUGCUCUCCGCGGUGCAGCCUUGUCUCAAUUUAGUGUGGACGACCGUUUGCGUUGGGCAGAAAAACGGAACACCAAGAAGCAGGAGGACAAGGCAUAUUGUCUACUGGGGAUCUUCGGUGUGUUUAUGCCUCUGAUCUACGGUGAAGGGGAGUACGCGUUCACCCGCCUCAAGGGGGAAAUUGAUAAAUCUCUGAGAGGCACGGGCUCACCAAGUGGCAACGUACAUUGGGCAGUGCCUCGCUCACCUAACACGUUAUUCACAGGGAGAAAGGACAUACUUGAUAAGCUGGAAAGGAUUGUCCGCUCCACGGUACGGCACGCCCCGGGUAGCAAUCAAUGUCGCGUGGUCAUCGCGGGCCUAGGUGGACAGGGUAAGAGCGAGAUCAGCUUACAACUUGCGCAGCGCGUCCGGCCGCUAUUCUGGGGUGUUUUCUGGGUUGAUGUCAGCACGUCAUCUUUGGCGGAGAACGGAUUUCUCGAUAUCACUAGGCGACUUCAAAUCCCAGUAUCCACAUGGGAGGAUAGCCGGCAGGCUCUCGCCAACAUUACGCGGCGAUGGAUGUUGGUGCUGGACAAUGCAGAUGACCCUAACGUCGACUAUCAAGCCUACUUUCCCCCUGGGUCGUCCGGUGUGGUGGUGCUGACGUCGAGGAAUGCAGAAUGUGAGCAAUAUGCCACCGCUGAAUACGUGGCUUUGGAAGGACUUCCGACAGACGACGCAACGGAACUGUUACUGAAAGCAGCCGGUGUCCCCAGCAGCCAGCGUCUGCUCGAGGACGACGCGCGAGAAGUGGCGAUCUUGCUCCAGUCACAUGCUCUCGCCUUAAUCCAGGCCGGCGCGUAUAUACAACGAGGUCACUGCACUCUGGCGGACUAUCCCCGGGCGUUUGAGCGUCAACGAAAGCGACUUCUCGAGUUUCGGCCAUCUCAAGCUCAGUCUCGGUAUCGGGACGUGUACGCAACCUUUGAAGCGGCGGUCGAGAUCUUACAGGCGAGCCAGGCACAAUCGGCGCGGGAUGCAUUGGAAGUGUUGCCCCUCUUGGCGGUGUGCGGGCCGAGCCAGCUACCAUUGUCCGUGUUUGAGGCGGCAUGGAAAGGAGCGCAGCGCAUACAAACUCGCCAAGCGGCAGAUGAGGACGAUUUUCCGCUAAUGGCGUGGCAUGUGUCUCGACUGCCUUCGCUCAUGCAAGUUAGUGAUGACGUCUGGGAUUCGUUCCGGCUGGUAGAGGCUGUCAAUGCGCUGCGAACAUUCGCGCUGGUGUCGACCACUGUUGAACAUGGGCAGAUGAGCGUAUCGAUGCAUCCCUUGGUGCACGCGUGGGCGCGAGACCGUCAAGAUGAGCCGCAACAGCACGAAUCCUGGAUCUGCAUGGGAUGUGUGGUGGCGGUGUCGGCUAGCGAGAAAGAGAUGUGGCGAAUAUACGCACGGCAACUCCAACCCCACCUUCAAGCGAUCACCUCUUGGGAGAUGAGGUGCGCCUUUCAAUCCGAGCCUCAGGUAAUGGUAGCUUCUAUUUUGGUGGAAUGUGGAUGGCAGCUGCAGAAGAUGAGGGAUGACAAGACAGUUUUCAUGCUGCUUGAUCGGCUGUGUUCUCAUCUGAAACUUGAUAGAUUCAGUGUCGAUGAAGGCUGGGUCGGGCUAUAUCACAUUAUUGGUCGAAACUUGUUGUUUUCUGGCAAAAUCCGAGAUGCAGUUAAGCUGCUGGAAGAGGUAGCUCGGGUGCAGCAGCAGACAUUGGGGAAGCAUCAUCAAGCUCGACUAGCUUCGCAGCUCAACUUAGCACGGGUAUAUAUGGCCGAUGGACAGGUUAAGGUUGCGAUACCACUGCUGGAGGAGGUAGUGCGGAUUGACCAAACACUGCCGGAGGAUCAUCCAGAUCGACUAGCGUCGCAGCAUGACUUGGGACAAGCGUAUACGGAGAAUGGACAGGUUAAGGAGGCAGUUGAACUACUGGAGGGGGUAGUGCGGAUUCAGGAGACAAUGGCGGAGGAUCAUCCAAAUCGACUGGCUUCACAGCAUGCGUUGGCACUGGCGUAUGAGGCUGAUGGACAGAUUGAGGAGGGAGUUAAGCUGCUGGAGGAGGUAGUGCGGGUUGAGCAAACAGUGUCGAAGGAUCAUCCAGCUCGACUGGCGUCGCAGCUUGAGUUGGCUCAAGCAUAUGUAGUCAGUGGCAAGGUCAAGGAUGCGAAGCGGCUGCUGGAAGAGGUAGUGCGGAUUCAGGAGACAAUGGCGGAGGAUCAUCCAGAACGACUGCUGUCGCAGAACAAUCUGGCUAUUUGCUUAUGGAAACUCGGCCAGCACUUUCCGGCCCUGGAGAUGAUGCGGCACGUCGUGGAGACCUGCAAACGGGUAUUUGACCCUGAUCAUCCUCAUCGCAUACGAUCGGAGGAGGCGUUGGAAUACUGGGAAGAGGAAUGCGCUGAGUGUGGGGGAGUUACAUGA